AUGAUGGCGACCGUAGCUCAGCUGUCAGGCUUGCAGCGCUCCAUCGCGGCUGCCCUCGCCACCCUCCAGCUUGGCUUCGAAGAGGAGUAUCUCGAGCCGCGCACUGGCUACUCGCUCGACCUGGCGCUGCCCUCUUCACGCGUCGGCGUUGAGGUGGAUGGCCCCUCUCACUUCCUCCUGCCCGAUGACCGGGGCGUGCGCAAGCCCAAGGGGCAAACGCUGCUCAAGCGGCGCCUCCUCGCGGCGGCUGGCUGGAGGGUGAUCAGCGUUCCUUUCUACGAGUUGGACGGCUUGACGGCCGUUGAGCGGCUAACCUACCUGGAGAGGGCGGUCGCCCCGCUGUGUAGUACUGACUGUAGCAUUGCUUGA
Emiliania huxleyi CCMP1516 is the source of this 369-nucleotide messenger RNA. RefSeq lists its product as hypothetical. The record is from RefSeq and is a predicted model, not a curated record. Bases 1 to 369 code for a protein of 122 amino acids. The transcript has a single exon. Lineage: Eukaryota; Haptophyta; Isochrysidales; Noelaerhabdaceae.